AUAUAAUGAGAGUAGCUGGGGGGCUGGAAGGGAAAGGGAGGUGAAUAGUUAGUAGUGUAAUGGUGUGUAGUGGUGGUGAAAGUGGAAAGUCGAAGGGGGAGGGGGUAAAGAUGUGAGGAAUUGAAGAUGAAAGUUGGUGAUGGUAUUUUUGGUUUAUCUUUCAAGCUUUCCGCUUCCCAUCAAAUGAGACUAAAACGAAAGUGUUCGUGUUGCCCCUCACCAUUUCCUCUCUGUGACUUCACUAUCCACUUCCCACUUUUCUUUUUCUCCUGCUUUCUCUCUCUCUUCCCGUCUCCAUCCCUCAAUCACCCGUUCCCUGUCUGGAGUGCCGGAAUCAUCAUUGACCAACCCGGUGUUCCAUGUGCUUCGGUGUCCAUUCCCAUUGUCUGGCGGAAACAAGGCGCGCGUGCGCGACACAGCGACCCAACGCCCGGUCGAAUUGUCGAGAACCAUCGCCAAAACGCUAUCUUAGUGCCGGUGGAGAGACUGCGGAUCCCACGGGAACCACAACGUCAAUGAUCUCAUUGGUCUGUCCGCUAUAAGCUGCAAGGCUAUAGCAGACUGCCAGGCAAGUUUUCUUCUUCUUUGGCUUCAUCUAUGCCAUGCAUAUC
Messenger RNA from Aspergillus welwitschiae, 611 nucleotides. RefSeq lists its product as uncharacterized. The transcript has a single exon. The coding region runs from base 127 to 519 and encodes 130 amino acids. Lineage: Eukaryota; Fungi; Ascomycota; Eurotiomycetes; Eurotiales; Aspergillaceae. The record is from RefSeq and is a predicted model, not a curated record.